This is a messenger RNA of Oncorhynchus nerka (sockeye salmon), 2971 nucleotides long. Its product is annotated as stimulated by retinoic acid gene 8 protein homolog. The coding region runs from base 987 to 2021 and encodes 344 amino acids. The transcript is spliced from 9 exons. Gene Ontology annotation, biological process: activation of meiosis; spermatogenesis; meiotic cell cycle. The record is from RefSeq and is a predicted model, not a curated record. Lineage: Eukaryota; Metazoa; Chordata; Actinopteri; Salmoniformes; Salmonidae. Gene Ontology annotation, cellular component: nucleus.
AUACAAAAACAAUAGGUAAUUUAGGGUAAAGAAGAAGUGUAGACUGAUUCCAUAAUAUUAUUUCUAAAAAUGAGUCAAGAGUUAAGUUGGAUUUGAGAUUGUGCAGUACUUUAAAUGGUCGCAUGCUUUGCAGUGGCCCAUUGCUAUAGUAGCUUCUGCAGUUCUCCACUUUCUUAACCACCCUGUGGUGAUGUAGACUGCGUUGUGGGGUUGAAAGGUUUUGAUUUAUUUAUAUACUUUGGGGUAGCACAAUAUUUUUUUGAUGUCAUACAUUUUUUUUGCAAAGCAUAUCUGAUUUGCAGUACGCACAGUAUGCCCGUGAAUCAUCCCCAAUUACCGGCUUUAGACACCCUUUAAAUUCAGGUACAGACUUCCACUCCUUUCUGUACAAUUUUGAUUGAGACAUGUUGAUUGAUGUUGUAAGUUAUGUCCAGGAUCAAAACAUUUGUGACCAUCUAUAUUCAUUGGGUUUUGUCUCGUGGAACCCGUACUACCACUACUACUGCUGCAGUCAGCCGACGAUGAAUUCACAAUUGACCGAAAUUGCUGCUGAGCGCCUGCUGCCGACGUCACUCACAACGCAUUUUUUGCAGCCAGACACUUGUGUUGUGACUGAGAACAUCGUUUUUUUUGUUGGUGUCAUUUAGAGGAAAAAUGCAUUUUAACGUUUGAGUCACUUCAUCAAAAGUUGCUAAAAGUUUUUAUUUUUUAAAGUAUCUAAAUUUGUUGCUUUAGGUGCAGUUUGAUUUUUUGUUGUUGUUGCUAGGGUACUCUGAAAAGUAGCUAAAUCUAGCAACGAAAUGGCUAAAUUGGCAUCACUGAUCUCAAUACUGCCGGUUGAUGAAACGGUUGGAGCCUCUUUACCGCGGUUCAUGUAGCCACAUCCUGCACGAAAAAUCACACACACUAUAGAUCAUUUUCCAUAACAAUUUAACAGAAAACGCGGACAGUUUGUUAACAUACGUUUAUAAAGGAUUUCAGAAAGGAUGUCCAGACGAGGCUGUACCGGUCCGACCGGGCUCCGGAGGAAACGGGACAUGGAGGAGCACCAGAAGGAGAGAAGACGGGCUCUGCAGGCCCGACACCGGGCCAACCUGGCCACCCUGUUCGAGACACUCAACACCGUGGUCUGCCCCACAUCCAACAAGAUGCCUGCUAAGUGGAAGAUCUUGGACCACGCCAAAGGAUUUCUGAAAGAGCAGGAAGCCCACCUGAGCAGACUGAUGCUCCUGAAAGGGAUAUUCCUCGGUAAUGAAGACGGGCCCUGCAGCUUGGAGGAAGUGAGGGCAGAGUACCGGAGGCUGCAGUCACACAGCAGCUCCCUGCGCUCCAGAAGACCUGGUGGCCACAGACGUCAUGGCGGAGUUGACGGAGAGGACCUGACUGAGACCAGUGAGGAAGACUCUGCGGAGGAGACUCUGGAUGACUCCGCCCCCUCUCAGACCUCCAUCAACUCUCUAACCAACAUCCUGGAGUUUGAAGGGUACUUGUUGUUCUACAGACAGACCCUGGAGAAGUUGGUUUGUAGCGGUGUGCUGAGCCCGGGACAGACUGGUCUGGCUGUAGUAUCUGAAGCUAUUUCAGGCCUGUGGGAUAGCUUCUCUCCAGAGCGCCGGGCAGCCUACCAGACCUGUCCCCCCCAGCAGAGCACCCUGGUCUGGGAAGGGCCACCAGAGACACCCCCUAAUCCUGUUCCAGACACCCACCUCCACCUCACGCUCCACCCCUCCACUCAGGCAAACAGCCAGGGAGCCUCUUCUCCUUCUAGCUAUGAAGAGGACCUGCUUCAGGAUGCCUAUGAUGUGGUGAAGAAAGAGAUGGACUCCACUUCAGACCACAGUCCUGUCCUGGCCUCUCCUCAGUGUGGGGACCGGGAGAUCUAUAAGGACAUCAUGUGUUUCGUCAAGACUCAGAUGGUGGAGAAACCAGAACAUAACCAGGACGUGUGUCUGUCUGCUAUGAGGGACCGUGAGGAGAUCUUUCUCCAGUGCUCCGAGUCCUUCGACAGUGAGGACAUGUGAAGCACAGGAGGCUGCUGACGGGAGGACGGCUCGUAGAAAUGUCCGGAAACGAAGCAAAUGGAAAUGACAUCAAACACCCGGAAACCAUGGAAACCACGUGUGAUGUAUUUAAUACCGUUCCACCGAUUCUGCUCCAGUCAUUACCCACAAGCCUGUUCACCAACUUCCUGUCAUGUGAACACCUAUUAGUUGUACAAGUGUUUGUUCCUGGUGACACGAAAGACACAUUGUGUUGCUUUGUUAUGGACUUGAUAAAUGAUCACGUUUUGGGAUUUUUUGUUUUUUAUAAAUGUUCAGCUUUUCCACACGUUUAUUGUUACAUUCAUGUUUUUCUGUGAUGUUUUAUAAUCUGGUUCUGAGGCAAAUCAUUCUUCAGUUUAUAUUUGAUGAUCAUUGUUCAGCCUUUUUAACCCAAGAAGAAUCAGCAUUUUGUCCAUCCUGUCUUUCUCUGUGUAUUAAACCUCCGCCUCAGAGAGGGAUGGUGGUCUCACAGUGUCCAGCCAGUCUUUCUCUGUGUAUUAAACCUCAGCCUCAGAGAGGGAUGGUGGUCUCACAGUGUCCAGCCAGUCUUUCUCUGUGUAUUAAACCUCCGCCUCAGAGAGGGAUGGUGGUCUCACAGUGUCCAGACAGUCUUUCUCUGUGUAUUAAACCUCCGCCUCAGAGAGGGAUGGUGGUCUCACAGUGUCCAGCCAGUCUUUCUCUGUGUAUUAAACCUCAGCCUCAGAGAGGGAUGGUGGUCUCACAGUGUCCAGCCAGUCUUUCUCUGUGUAUUAAACCUCCGCCUCAGAGAGGGAUGGUGGUCUCACAGUGUCCAGACAGUCUUUCUCUGUGUAUUAAACCUCCGCCUCAGAGAGGGAUGGUGGUCUCACAGUGUCCAGCCAGUCUUUCUCUGUGUAUUAAACCUCAGCCUCAGAGAGGGAUGGUGGUCUCACAGUGUCCAGCCAGUCUUU